AUUUAGUGUAUCCCCAAUUGUAGUGAUUAAAAAGUUACGGAGUUAACAUGUGGUGCCCAUAGCUAUUUUAGCAUUGUUAGCAAAUAUCCCAGGACAAGAUCAUGGAGCAGGCAAAAGACAUCUUUGAGAAGCUUGCUCUGCUGGUUGCAACACCAGACUGCUAUGAUGAGUUCUUCAACAAGAUGAAUUUCAUGCAUGUGCCUUGCCUGAAGUCGACACUGAGCAAAGGUCUCGGCCUGGGCAUCGUGGCGGGGUCGUCGAUGGUGAAGAUCCCGCAGGUGCUAAAGAUCAUGAUGAACAAGAGCGCUGAGGGCAUCAGCAUCUACGGCACGCUGAUGGAGCUGUUUGCUGUCUCAGGAGCAACAGCUUACUGCUACGUCAAGGAGUUCCCGUUCAGGUAAAAUGCAGCUGGAUGG
This is a messenger RNA of Pollicipes pollicipes, 416 nucleotides long. RefSeq names its product mannose-P-dolichol utilization defect 1 protein. The transcript is spliced from 4 exons. The record is from RefSeq and is a predicted model, not a curated record. NCBI's taxonomy places the organism in Eukaryota, Metazoa, Arthropoda, Thecostraca, Pollicipedomorpha, Pollicipedidae. Bases 102 to 401 code for a protein of 99 amino acids. Gene Ontology annotation, biological process: oligosaccharide biosynthetic process.